UCUUGAGUAUAUGGCUAACGUAUAAUCGCGUUAAAAAUGAUAGUGAACAGUUCUUAGACAAAAAUAUGUUGUAAAAAAUCAAAAAGAACAAUUUAUUUGAUAUUAUACAUUCUUAUAUUAAAAACCGUCAAUCAGUGAAAUUUGGAUAACAAUAAUUUCAACUCACAAAAUCAAACAAGGGUUGUUCUUUUGUUGAAGAUUCACAGUGAAUUGUUGAAUAUCGUGCAGCAUUUCAAAGAAUUGCCGGAAUCUCAAAACUCACUUACAGACUCCAAGGUGAUCACAUAUAAACCUUAAAACAGCUGCACAAUGAAAACAGAAAAAUCCAACAACCAUGAAACACAAAUCAUUAAAGAUCCAUUUCUCAAAAUCAUGGAACAAGCUGGAUGUGAUGGAAAGUUUUACACAGUCUACAAAUGGGUUUUCAUAUUGGGCUUGUCCGCCUUUGGAGCAAUGAUUUAUAUGAAUAUAUUUCUGGCCUUGGAUGAACCCGACCAUUGGUGUAAUGUUCCAGGAAGGGAUCAAACCAAUUUGACAUUGGACCAAUGGAGAGAUCUAACAUUGCCAAAAGAACUAGAUAAUAGAAAUGUGAUGACAUUCAGCAAAUGUCAGAUGUACGAUAAAAAUUUCACGACAUUGGAGAAUUAUAGUGGAUUCAAUGAUACUAAUCUGGCAACCAAGGAUUGUUCUAAUGGUUAUAUUUACGAUAAAACAUGGUACGAGACUACGAUAACAACCCAGGAAGACUGGGUCUGCGAAAAGGAGCUGUAUGUUACAAAUACGUUUGUAUUCAAUCGCAUUUCCGAGGUUGUUGGUGCAUUGUUCCUGGGCCAGUUGGGUGACGCAUAUGGUCGUCGUUUUGUUUACUACAUUGGCGUUGUGUUAUCAACAGUUGGAAGAUUCGUGUGCAUAUUUACUCCUUCUUCAUUUACGAUGUUUGUGCUAACAUCCAGUUUGGCAGCACUCACUGUAAAUAGUUUAUUUCAGUCUCCUGCAGUGAUUGCAAUGGAAAUUUCAGGCGAAGAUGAAAGAUCAAAUAUUGCAAUGUAUCAAAGUGUUGGAUGGUUCCUGGGGACAACAUUCAUGCCCUUUUUCUACUGGUGGCUUAGAGAUUGGAUUCCAUUCCUUUGUAUAACAACUCUACCAACUGCAUUAGUGCUAUUUUUUUACAAGUACGCUAUAGAAUCACCUAGAUGGCUGAUUAGCAAACGACGCUUCGCAGACGCUUUGGUACAGCUCAAAAGAAUUGCAUAUUUGAAUAGAAGAAGCAUCACAAUCACCGAAAAAGAAUUAGUUGAGCUAUAUGGAAAUUUAGAGGAGGAGAAGGUCAUUGGUGUGGCAUCCCUAUUCAGUGGGUGGCGUAUAGCCAAAAAUACAAUCAUCAUGGGAUUCAGUUGGUGCGUGCUAGCAAUUUCGUACUUUACGUUGGUAUUAUUUAGCUCACGUAUGGGAGGAAAUCCGUUUUUGAAUUUUUCACUACAAAAUUUUGUGGAACUUCCUGCGUGUAUUGUUGGCAAAUAUUUGGGUGACAGAUAUGGUCGUCGACUCACUAACAGCAUUUCAUAUUUGAUAUGUUUCUUUGCCUGUUUUCCAGUCAUAGUCUUGUUUCAAGAUUCAGAAUACAAAUACUUGAUGACGCUAAUAGCUGCCUUCAUAAAAUUCCUCACUGCUGUUGUAUAUUUUCUGCUAAGUUUACAAUCUGUAGAAAUCUAUCCAACAUGUUUGCGUCAAACAGGCAUUGCUUUAGGUACAAUUUUGUACAAUUCCGUGGGAGUAUUAGCUCCAUAUUUAGUGCAUUUAGGUACAAAAUAUGAUAUACGAUACCCGUAUUUGAUAUUGGGCUUAAUGUUUUUGGUUGCUGGAGUAAGUGGGUUCUUUUUACCUGAGACGUUACACAAUAGGCUUCCAGAUACGCUGGAAGAAGCAAAAGCAUUUGGAAAGAAUCAGAAAUUCUUUAGCUUACCAAAGCCGCGUUGCCAUCAUAGCUCUGAGGACGAAAAACUUAAUCAAACCAAAUACGCGCCAUAAAAUACUUUGUUUGUAAAUAAACAAAAAUGCAUUGGUUUCUGAGUUAAGAAUUUAUUUUUUGUAACAAAAAAAAACAGGAUUUUGAAAUUGAAAUUUUUCUUUAAGAAAAAAUUAAAUUAAUGUAAAUAAAAUGCAUGACUAGGUCAAAAACGUUCAAA
Molecule: messenger RNA, 2186 nt
Organism: Eupeodes corollae
Lineage: Eukaryota; Metazoa; Arthropoda; Insecta; Diptera; Syrphidae
Product: carcinine transporter-like
Exons: 11
Coding region: 310-2028 (572 amino acids)
Biological process (GO): transmembrane transport
Cellular component (GO): membrane
Molecular function (GO): transmembrane transporter activity
Source: RefSeq, a predicted model, not a curated record